AUGCUUAAACUACUAUUAAACUGCAAAGCCGAUAAGCAUGCCAACAAUCAGGCUGGUUGGACGGUAAUGGAUGUAGCACAACAACAACGUAAUAGGGAAAGCAUUACCAUUCUGCGUGGUUGCUUUAUUCCAGAAGUUGCAAACUUUAAAUGUAAAUUGGAGAAACAAAUCGUCAAGCAUGUGACAAAGGCCUCAUCACUAAUUUUUCACAAUAUGGAUAAUAUAUCAGGCGAGGACCGCAAUGCCUUACUAGUAAUUUUAGGACUACUUCUAGCUGCAACUUACCAAGCCAGUCUAAGCCCCCCUGGUGGUGUUUGGUGCCCUAGGUCCGGCCAGCACUCGUCGCCGUCUGUCGCGCCCUCCGCCGCCGGCGCCGUCGCUCCAGCCACCGUACACGGUGGCCGGAAAUCGCUCGCAAACGGUGGUGGUGGUGCCACUAGCACUGAGGCAGUGGUUGGAGUCAGAAGACCCUAG
This is a messenger RNA of Gossypium arboreum, 474 nucleotides long. RefSeq lists its product as uncharacterized. The coding region runs from base 1 to 474 and encodes 157 amino acids. The record is from RefSeq and is a predicted model, not a curated record. The transcript is spliced from 3 exons. Lineage: Eukaryota; Viridiplantae; Streptophyta; Magnoliopsida; Malvales; Malvaceae.